AUGGACAAGCUCGUCUGGCGACCGCUUGGCGGCAGUCGUCAACGGCCCUCGAGGGCCCUUGACAGGUGUAACGCGGCUCAAUCCGCACUACCAGAACAGCACGUGCUAACGAGAGGCGUCAGGCGCGGCGUAUCUGUCGCGGUGAUCGCACGUAGGCCGCCUACGACCGCGUGGAUGCGUGGAGGGCGCGCGCGUGUCGAAUCGCUCCCUCGCGCCCUCUACGAGGCAAGAGAGGCUAAUUGCCGCACG
Messenger RNA from Iphiclides podalirius (scarce swallowtail), 249 nucleotides. Lineage: Eukaryota; Metazoa; Arthropoda; Insecta; Lepidoptera; Papilionidae. The record is from the annotation of a GenBank genome assembly.